GUUUUAGAGCCGGAGCGGCAGUGUUUGUGUUGUUGUUAGUGGUGAAUGGCAGAAAUAAAGUAGUUGCACUACAGCUUGUGAAGUUCGUCAUUUUUGAGUAACAUUGGUAGCAGAGGACCAGAGUUACGGAACUGGAGAAAAGUAAGCGGGCGCUUACUGUGGCUUUGGCGCUGCCGGGAAGAGCGAGGGAGACGGCGAUGGAAAUAGCGGCCGAUGACUUGAAUAAAGACACUGGCAUGAGCACUUUACUUGCGAAACUCGACGGCUUGUUUCUCAGAGAAGAAAAAGACCGAACAUACGAGGCAUACUCAAGUUUUGAUCGGAUUAUGAGAGACAACAGUGCGUCUAUGGCGGACUAUAUAAACGAUUUUGAACAGCGGUACUCGCGGAUGCGUAAAUACAACAUGGAACUUCCCGACGCAGUAUUGGCGUUCAAGCUGCUAGAUACAGCAUACUUGGAUGUGAAAGACCGACAGUUGGCUUUGACUGCAUGUACAGAGUUAACUUUUGCGUCAAUGAAGUCAGCACUGAAGAGGAUUUUUGGAGGAAAGUCGUCUGCAGUAACAGUGGGAAUUAACCAGGAAACUGCAUAUGUAACAGAGCAAAGACGACAGAGAGGCAAGCCUUGGUCCCAAAAUGAUCAACAAAAGAUACCACUGCUUGGCACCAAUCCCCUGGACAAAUAUGGUCGCAGAUCAAAAUGUGCAAUUUGUCAAAGCACAUUCCACUGGGCCAAGGACUGUCCACACAGAGAUUCCAGUCAGAGCGAAUCUCUUAGUGAUGCUGAAGAUCAUAGACCCAGCUUCUCCAAACCAACAGCAUCCCAGAACUCCCAGAGCAAUGAUGCCACUCAGGGCUCCUCCAAAUUCUCCAUGUACAACAGUGUCUCUCAGAAACUCAUGGCCAAAAUGGGUUUCAAAGAAGGGGAGGGUUUGGGUAAGUUUGGCCAGGGCCGCAGGGAGAUUGUGGAGGCGUCCACUCAGCGAGGGAGGCGUGGUCUUGGGCUGACACUGCAGGGCUUUCAGGGAGAACUCAAUGUGGAAUGGCAGGAUGAACCUGAGCCCAAUGCUCUUGAAGAAGUGUCUUGGUUUCCAGAAUGUUCUACAGAGAUUCCGGAUGCUGAUGAGCUGAGUGACUGGAUGACUACAGGCGAGAGUAAGAUGAAGAUUGAUGAUGAGACUGAGUUCUGCUCAGAGGAUCUGUUACAAGUACUGCUGCGCUGCAAGAGUGUGUUUGAUGACCUAGAAGGAGAAGAAAUGAGGCGAGCUCGCACACGGUCCAACCCGUAUGAAACUAUACGUGGAGCUUUCUUUCUCAACAGAGCUGCUAUGAAGAUGGCAAACAUGGAUCAUGUGUUUGACUACAUGUUCACCAACCCAAAGGACGGCCAAGGGAAGCCCCUGGUGCGUGAUAAGGAGGGGGAGUUGCUGUAUUUUGGGGAUGUGUGUGCCGGACCUGGAGGAUUCUCAGAGUACGUUCUGUGGCGGAAGCGCUGGCAUGCAAAAGGAUUCGGCAUGACUCUAAAAGGAGCCAAUGAUUUCAAACUGGAGGACUUCUAUGCUGCACCCAGUGAACUCUUCGAACCAUAUUAUGGUGAAGGUGGGGUGGAUGGUGAUGGUGACAUCACACGUCCAGAGAACAUCACUGCGUUUCGUAACUUUGUUUUGGAGAACACAGAGAGGCGUGGCUUACAUUUCCUCAUGGCUGAUGGGGGUUUCUCAGUGGAAGGGCAGGAGAAUAUUCAGGAGAUACUCAGCAAGCAACUUCUGCUGUGCCAGUUCCUCAUGGCCUUGUCUGUCGUUAGAACAGGAGGACAUUUUGUGUGUAAGACGUUUGACUUGUUCACACCCUUCAGCGUGGGUCUGACCUACCUGCUUUAUCUCUGCUUUGAGAGAGUCUCGCUCUUUAAGCCAGUCACCAGUCGGCCUGCCAACUCGGAGAGGUAUGUGGUGUGCCGGAGUCUAAAGCCAGGCUCUGAUGCAGUGAGAGACUACUUGUUCAAUGUAAAUCUGAAGCUGAACCACUUGAGACACUCUGAGAGAGACGUCACCGAUGUGGUGCCACUGGACAUCAUCAAAGGAGACACAGAUUUCUAUCAAUACAUGAUCAAGUCUAAUGAGAGCCAUUGUGCAGUGCAGAUUAAAGCUCUGUCUAAAAUCCAUGCCUAUGUCAGAGACACGACAUUGUCUGAGCCCAGACAGGCUGACAUUCGUAAGGAUUGUCUCAAACUGUGGGGGAUUCCUGAUCAAGCGAGAGUCACUCCUUCUCCCUCUGACCCUAAAUCCAAGUUUUAUGAACUUGUUAAGGGUUUGGACAUUGAUAGCUUUAACUCCAGGCCGACACCCCUGAGCUCCAGCACUUUGGAUAGACUGCAGCACGUACUGGACCAUCGAUGUAUCGUUGGAGGGGGAGAGCAGAUCUUUCUCUUGGGUCUUGGGAAAUCACAGAUCUACACAUGGGAUGGCAAAGCCCCUCUGCGCUGGAGGAAGCUGGAAAACUUUAAGAUGGAGCUGCCUAGAGACACCCUGCUGAGUGUGGAGAUUGUGCAGGAACUGAAGGGGGAGGGUAAAGCCCAGCGCAGAAUCAACGCUGUACAUGUUCUGGAUGCUCUUGUGCUGAACGGCACUGAUGUGAGAGAGCAGCAUUUCAACCAGAGGAUUCAGAUGGCAGAGAAGUUUGUGAAAGCUGUUUCCAAACCUAGCCGGCCAGACAUGAACCCAAUAAGAGUCAAAGAAGUCUAUCGUUUGGAAGAGAUGGACAAAAUUUUUGUAAGGUUGGAAAUGAAGGUGACAAAGAGUUCAGGUGGAAUGCCACGGCUUUCCUACACUGGCCGAGAUGACCGCCAUUUUCUGCCCAGUGGCCUCUACAUCAUCAAAACCGUCAGUGACCCAUGGACGAUGGCAUUCAGUAAGAGUUCAAAGAAGAAGUUCUUUUUCAACAAACAGACAAAAACAUCAACCUAUGAGAUGCACCCUAGCGCUGUAGCCCCGUUUCAUGUGUGUCAUCAUGACAGGCUUUUUUGGGCAUGGGAGGAAGGAGUCAGAGUUCAUGACUCCCAAACUCGUGUUGAUCCUGAGAAACUCUCCAAAGACGACGUUCUUUCGUUUAUCCGCAAACACUGUCAGCAGUGGGAGACGUGAGAUUGAGAUUGAAGUGCUGAAGCUUCUCUCUGCCAGCAGGAGGUGCUGUAGUUCACAGAAGAGGGAGUGUAAUAAAAUGCAUGGUGUUUUAAACUUGCUGUGAUGAAGCUUUACAGCAUUUUGUCCUCCAGAAGCCUAAUAUAUCCUCACAUCCUGUGUCUGGCAACAGUCUGUAGUGAAAAUGACAGUGAAGCUAUGAAUUAUUUCUUCACUCUGUCAGAUUUUCACAUCAUGGAUGUGGAUAGCUGUAGCUUUUAGCCUCUGUAGACUUGACUCUGCAGUCCUCCAGUGCCUGAUGCAGCCAGAAAAACUAGAAACGUGCUGCCUCCAAACUCCAGCUUCUCUUCAAAUAAUACAGUGCAUGAAGACAGGGGUGUACAUUUCCUCUUCUGUGUGCUUGUGUAGUGGUGUGUCCUAUUGCCUUCUCCUUUUCUUCGGGUUACGUUUGCUUGUAAAUGUUUAAACAAGGCAGGCACCUUCUCUUUAAUUUCUAAGAGUUUCAGAAACGCCUUUGCAUUUUUAAGCUUGUCGCCAACUUUGAUAAUAUAAAAACUGCUGAGGUAUUUUCAGCCUCUGUUGAACAAACUGGGUGUCGUCGUCCUUGACUUGGAUGUAUGUGGAUGAAAUCACAGCACUAUCUUUUGAACGUGUGCAAGUCAUUUGAGCUGUAAUUCUGUGUUUAAUAGAAACACCAAAAUCUAACAGAACCGUUUGCUGUAGGUUAUAUUAUGUUUGCAGUUGGAAAGGUUGAAUUUAAACUGAACAUUAGGGAAGAUAAAUGUUAAAGGCAUACUUCAAUGUUUUUCAAUCUAAUCUGUCUCGUGCGUCUGUAGCACGUGGUCCAUUUCCUGUGAUAAGUUUCAUUUACAAUAGCAAACCUAUUGAAGUAAAGUGUGAUUUAUAAUAUAAGUCGAUGGGCAGGCGCUUCAAAAUUGUACAACCUGCUUAUUGGCUUCUGUUCAUAACCUUUUAUUGAAUCAGAAGAUUUUCUGUUUGCAUCAAAUUCAUUGGCCAUAUGGUACAAAAGAGGCAGAUAGACAUGAGAUUGAAAAGUGCUUGAUUGUUGCUUUAAACCUAUGUUGGUAUAUGAAACCUUAACAAUGGUCUAAUAAAUUCUAAAUUUCAUUUUGAAGGUCACAGCAGAGUUCAUGACUCCCGAACCCGUGUUGAUCCUGCUGUUGCAAAGUCAUGUGCCUGAAUUUGAUCAACUUCAGUCAACUUUAGUUGAAAGUUUUGAGUUUUGAGCAAGAGGAUAAAAACUGUUUAAUCUAUUUUUUUAACAGCCUUUGUCAUUGUUGUAUUAUGAUACCAUGAUCAUAACAUGAAUCGUGUCAAAUGACAAUCAUGGAAAACUGGUUUGUUUUUGCUUAAAAAAGUGAUGCAGUAAGUAAGUAUUGUAAAAUUAUUAAAAUGUCCAUUCAGUCUUCAGCCCGUAUGUGGAAACGAAGCUGUAGAAAAAGCCCAUUUUGAAUUCACUGUGUUUGUGAUGUCAACAGCAUUUAUUAAAGCUGUAAGGCGUGAAGGGCCAAGCCCUACUUUCAA
Pygocentrus nattereri (red-bellied piranha) is the source of this 4682-nucleotide messenger RNA. RefSeq names its product cap methyltransferase 1 (gene cmtr1). Gene Ontology annotation, cellular component: cytoplasm; nucleus. The coding region runs from base 198 to 3140 and encodes 980 amino acids. The record is from RefSeq and is a predicted model, not a curated record. Gene Ontology annotation, molecular function: methyltransferase cap1 activity; nucleic acid binding; protein binding. The transcript has 23 exons. NCBI's taxonomy places the organism in Eukaryota, Metazoa, Chordata, Actinopteri, Characiformes, Serrasalmidae. Gene Ontology annotation, biological process: 7-methylguanosine mRNA capping.